UCGCGCGAUACGCACGGAAUAACUGUGAAAGCUGUCAGCGGCAACAAAGAAAUCCACGAAAAUAAAACAAUAAUAAUACAAAAAAAUUAAAAACGGAAUUCGGUACUCAGAUUUUGACGUGAAACUCUGCCAAUAACUCCGGAAUAUGGUUCCUUAAAUAAUAUAUAUAAAAACAACGCGAAUCGUUAUUCCAAGUAAAGGCAAUGGACUAAAGCCGGCAAACCCAAUAAAAAGUAAAUAAGCAAAUAAUUCCAAGUGAAUAGUGAAAUACGAAACAGCACAUGCUGAAUGAAUAAAAUAAAUCUAUUUAUAUAUAGCUAAAGCAAAAUCAAAGAAAAUGAAAUGAGACUCACCAAAUAAACAUAAAUAUUAGAACAAACAAACCUUGCAAAAACCCAGUGAAAUCGUUAAAACGAAACAAAGGGCUCAGCGCCAGCGAAUAAACAAAUAAUAAAUCAUAAUGCACGUGUAUUACAAAUUUGGAUUACUGCUGAUAUUCUUGCUAAGCGUAAGCAUUAGCCACACGAAUGCCGCUCCGGCGGGCAGCGAGGAGGCAAAGCUAUUGCCCAACACCGAUGACGAUUAUGACUAUAAUGAUGAUGACUACAGUGACGAAACGACAGACAAGGAAGUGCCAGAGACGGCAGAAAAUAGACUGAUGCCAGAAUUAUCCUCCUCAUCGACCACAACUACAUUUCGACCAAUAUUUAAUAUACCACGACGCAGUAACCAUGUCCUGGAGCCCAGUUGUCCUCGCAACUGCCUUUGCCUGGAGGACUUCAAGUACGUUCAGUGCACGAACGCGCAUUUAACUCAUGUUCCCCUGGAUUUGCCCAAAACGGCGGCUAUUAUUGAUUUGAGCCACAAUGUGAUUGCCGAACUAAGACCCGAGGAUUUUGCCAAUCUCUCAAGAGCAGUGGAAAUCACUCUAAACCACAAUUUGAUCAGUAACAUAGACAAGGAGGUCUUCCAAGGCUCGGAGCGUUUGCAGCGACUGAGAUUGGCCAACAAUCGCCUUACCAAGAUCGAUCCCGACACCUUUUCCGCCGCCAAGGAGUUGAUACAGCUGGAUUUGAGCAAUAAUACGAUUACCCAGCGACUGGACGGCUCCUUCUUGAACCAACCGAACUUGGUCGAAUUCAGUUGCUCUAACUGCAGCUGGACGGAAUUACCGGAGCAGACGUUCGAAAACAUGAGUGCGCUGCAAGUACUCCGGCUGAACAACAACGAUUUCAAACAGCAAAUCAAUACGAGAGCUUUCACGCCGCUAAAAAAUUUAAUUAAACUGAAGCUGCCGGAGCUGGACCAGCCCAACAUCGAGGAGCUGUGUAACUUGCUCAAGUCCAUUGAUAACAUCAGCUUCCGGCACUUUGAUGUCAGCUGCUACGAGCUCGUUCUGGGCACCUCCUUCAACGAGAGUCUGAUUACGGCCACGGAUCCGCCGUUCAUUCGUAUUACGAAUCUGCCCACAUUAGCCACCAGCACAGCGAAGCCAGCCACCGGAACUCCAGCACCGCCACGAACGGCAACUCGCAAUCGGGGCAAAAUGGCCAACAGCACAGAUGUGGUCAAGGCCGGAAUCUUGAGUUCGGUGACCGAGAGCAACAGCGGGGACAGUGUGGAGACGUCCACCGAGAAGGAGAAGCCCUACCAGGUGCCCAUUUCCCAGGAGGCCAUCAACACGUUGCUAAUCUGCAUCAUGGCUUUGGCCGUGAUUGGCAUUGUCAUUGGCCUCAUUUGCCGCAAGGACAUUGGCGGCAUCAAAACCAAAUGCUGCCGCACUAGCAAACCAAAGGAGCCAAAGGAUCAGGUCCAUCCCACUGAGGAGAUACCAUUGAAUAAGCUAGCCUAAGAGAACUUUCCAAAACAACAACAUCCAGAAGAAAAGAAUCCUAUCCUCCAGUUUUCAGAACAAACCAAUUCCAUUUUGGCGGCAUUUUUGCUAGAUUAUAAAUAGAUCUAAUUGGAUAAUUAGUUAACUACUUUGAGUCGCCUUUAACUGACGUCACACCUAAUUGUAGUUUCUUCUCCAUUGUUCGUUCGCCCGCACAACCACCAGGAAGUUAAUUCCCAAUCCUUUUGUUAGAUUCUAGUUGUUAGUCGGAGUAGGUUAAGCUGCCUGCCUAGUCGCUUAGCGUUCUUUUCUUUAGGGGAGCUUGGGAAAUGGGAUCCCACACACACCAAAAACAUAUGGCACACACACCGCGCACACACACACUCCUGGCUCUGUCCUAGGUCUAGUUUCAAUAAGAAAAUUUCCAUCGCAACACUUAAAUUAAUGUAACACCUAGAUAACAUUAGUUCUUAGAGCUGACUUUAGCUAUAUAAAUGUAUAGACUUUUGCCAAAAUACAAUAAAAAUAAUUAUUGUAAAUAGUAA
This is a messenger RNA of Drosophila kikkawai, 2379 nucleotides long. The record is from RefSeq and is a predicted model, not a curated record. NCBI's taxonomy places the organism in Eukaryota, Metazoa, Arthropoda, Insecta, Diptera, Drosophilidae.